Messenger RNA from Closterium sp. Naga37s-1, 237 nucleotides. The record is from the annotation of a GenBank genome assembly. NCBI's taxonomy places the organism in Eukaryota, Viridiplantae, Streptophyta, Zygnematophyceae, Desmidiales, Closteriaceae.
AUGGGAGCAAGGUUGGAGGGAGUGCUGAACAGCAGAGGCAUCCACCUGAUGGCCCGCGUAAACCGGGAGGAGGAGGAGGAGGAGGAGGAGGAGGAGGAGGAGGAGGAGGAGGAGGAGGAGGAGGAGGAGGAGGAGGAGGAGGAGGAGGAGGAGGAGGAGGAGGAGGAGGAGGGGGACGUGCCCGACCUUGUCGAUGAGGCAGACCUGGAGAGAGAGGGGGCGAUAGGGAGGCUGUGA